UUUCGUAAAUCGAGUUGAAAAGCUUAGUCGUGAAGUACUUGGCCAGUAGUCUGUCCCUUUUUAAGUCGUCCAUUUUCUCGUUCAUCUCUAUCGUGGAGUGCAAACGAGCUGCAGAGAGAGAGCCAUGGCGGAUUCUAGGGUAGAUACAAUUUCGAGGUUAGCGCAAUGGAGGAUCGACUGCCUUGGACCUUGCAACUUCAAGAAAUCCGAUCCUUUCAAGGUCGGAAUCUGGAAUUGGCAUUUGUCGGUCGAGAAGAGUCGAUACCUGCACAUUCGUUUAUUCCCUGAGCCGUCGAAGAUCUCGAAGGAGCAACCUCCAAUUGCUCGGUUUAUUCUUCGAGUCUCUAGCGUUGGACCUAACCGUAGACCUUAUGUUUCUCCCAUUCAUGAAAGACUUCUUCGGACAAGCGAAGACUUUGUUUGGCCUGUUGAUUCAACCUUCCAUGGUCGCUUUAUUGUUGAUGUCGAGUUCCUUGACUUGAAGAUCUGCCCUGUGAAUGGUUUGAAGGGAGGAGAAGCCAAUUCUAUUUGGCCCAUGGAUGGAAUAAUGCAAUCUGUAUCAUCUCAAAGCACUCUUAAAUGCCUCUCUCGCAUGCUGGACGAGUCUAUCCAUGCUGAUGUCACCAUCAACACCGUCGAUGGCACUUUACGAGCUCACAAAGCCAUUUUAUCGGCCAGUUCUCCGGUGUUCAAGAGCAUGUUCCUUCACAAUCUCAAGGAAAAAGAGUCUUCCAUCAUCUUCAUAGAAGACAUGUCACUAGAAGCCUGUAUGGCUCUGUUACGAUACCUGUAUGGAACCAUAACAGAAGAAGACUUUUGGAAGCAUCGACUGUCACUUCUCGGGGCAGCCAACAAGUACGCUAUCGAAGACCUAAAAGAUGCCUGCGAGGAGAGCCUCUUGGAAGACAUAAACUCGGCGAACGUCCUCGAGAGACUGCAAGAAGCAUGGCUUUACCAGCUGCAGAAACUGAAGAAAGGAUGUUUGGCGUACCUGUUCGAUUUCGGGAAGGUCUACGACAUUAGAGAUGAAAUAAAUAACUUCUUCAGGCAAGCCGACCGGGAACUGAUGAUGGAGAUGUUCCAAGAAGUGCUUACAGUAUGGAAACCAGUUUAAUAACAAUGAGUUCUCAUCCUCACCAGGUGAGCAGCCUUGUACUUACAUUCAUAAAUGUGUAUAUAUAUGUCUAAAGGGCAUUUUGGUAAACCCCUUUUUUCUAGGGUGAUGGUAUGGUUCUUCUAUGUUUUUACAGACUUGAUGCAAUAUGUUCAAAUUACAGUUUUUUUAUCUUACA
This is a messenger RNA of Momordica charantia (bitter melon), 1292 nucleotides long. RefSeq names its product BTB/POZ domain-containing protein. Gene Ontology annotation, molecular function: protein binding. The record is from RefSeq and is a predicted model, not a curated record. NCBI's taxonomy places the organism in Eukaryota, Viridiplantae, Streptophyta, Magnoliopsida, Cucurbitales, Cucurbitaceae.